Messenger RNA from Sorex fumeus (smoky shrew), 6969 nucleotides. RefSeq names its product unc-13 homolog C (gene UNC13C). Bases 101 to 6733 code for a protein of 2210 amino acids. Gene Ontology annotation, molecular function: syntaxin-1 binding; calcium ion binding; calmodulin binding. The record is from RefSeq and is a predicted model, not a curated record. Gene Ontology annotation, cellular component: presynaptic active zone cytoplasmic component; presynaptic membrane; terminal bouton. Gene Ontology annotation, biological process: synaptic transmission, glutamatergic; neuromuscular junction development; presynaptic dense core vesicle exocytosis. NCBI's taxonomy places the organism in Eukaryota, Metazoa, Chordata, Mammalia, Eulipotyphla, Soricidae. The transcript has 32 exons.
CACAGAACAUCUGAACAGUGAUGCUUGCCUUGGAUUUACAGAUUUUCAUCCUGAUCCCUUGUUUACUUUGGGGUCGAAAAGCUUGCACUCAUUGCCCUCCAUGGUGGCUAAUCUUUUCAAGAGCUUGAUUUUACCUUACAUACAUAAACUUUGCAAAGGAAUGUUUACAAAGAAAUUGGGCCAUACAACCAAAAAAAAAGAGUGGCAGCAACAGAAAAAGGAACAGGACUUCCUUCUGGAGGCUAAAACCAAACCCCCCAAAUUUUCUAAUACCCUGAAAAGCACUGUAAAGAAAAUUGCAAAGUGUUCAUCUACUUACAACUUCUCUACUAAAGAAGUGGAAGCUAAUAAAGAAUUUUCUCUCUCACCGACAUUCAGUUAUCGAGUAGCUAUUGCCAAUGGCCUGAAGAAGAACAUUAAUGUAACCAACAGUGAUCAUGAGGACCUGCUCCAAGAGUUAUCUUCAAUUGAGAGUUCCUAUUCAGAAUCACUAAGUGAACUAAGGACUAGUACUGAAAAGCAGGCACUACCCCCGCCCACCAUGCCGGUCAGACGCAACAGAAAGAGUUCCAGCAGCCUGGCUCCUUCAGAGGGCAGCUCUGAUGGGGAGCGCACGCUCCACAGCUUAAAACUAGGAGCACUGCGCAAGCUGAGGAAAUGGAAGAAGAGUCAAGAGUGUGUCUCCUCGGAUUCAGAGUUGAGCACAAUGAAGAAAACUUGGGGAAUCCGAAGCAAAUCUUUGGACAGAACUUCCCGCCACUCAAAGACAAAUGCCCUGGAGCCAGGAUUCAGUUCCUCUGGCUGCAUUAGCCAAACGCAUGAUGUCAUGGAAAUGAUCUUUAAGGAACUUCAGGGAAUAAGUCAGAUAGAAGUAGAACUUUCUGAACUGCGAGGGCAUGUGAAUGCUCUCAAGCAUUCCAUUGAUGAGAUAUCUAGCAGCGUGGAGGUUGUGCAGAGUGAGAUUGAACAGCUUCGAACAGGUUUCAUCCAGUCUAGAAGAGAGACUAGAGACAUCCAUGAUUAUAUUAAACGCUUAGGUCAAAUGGGCAGCAAGACCAGCUUAAGAUUUUUAAACGUGCCGGAGGAAAGAUUUGAGCAUGUUGAAAGUGUGGUGUACCAAAUUCUAGUAGACAAGCUGGGCUUUUCAGACACUUUAAAUGCUAUUAAAAUUGAAUUUGCUCAGAGGAUAGGGCAUCAGCGGGACUGUCCCAAUGCAAAACCUCGGCCCAUUCUUGUGUACUUUGAAACUCCUCAACAACGGGAUUCUGUUUUAAAGAAAUCCUAUAAACUUAAAGGAACAGGCAUUGGAAUCUCCACAGAUAUUCUUGCUCAUGAUAUCAGAGAAAGAAAAGAGAGAUCAAUACCAUCCUCCCAGACAUAUGAAAGCAUGGAUAUAAAACUGUCCACUCCAGAACCCAAAAUCAAGACUAAUUGGUUGCAACAAAAUGAUAGUGAUGGAGAGCUGGAAUCUGAUCUCAACAAAAACAGCUAUGCCACGCUUUCCAAGUCUGAGUUUCCAAUGAAGGGAAGUUCUUCCAAGUCAAGUUCAAAAUCACACAGUGCUAGAUCCAAGAAUAAAAGUACUAACAGCAGCAGAACUUCAAAUAAAUCAAACUAUUACAAAAAGGGUUCACAGUCACCAGACUCAACUAGAGUGGACCAGCAAACUGGAGCUCAUUACACAGAUGGAACACUGUUCUGCCAUUCUCAGAGUGAUUUUUUCACUGCUAAUCUUAGUCGUUCUGAGUCUGAUUUUUCAAAAUUGUGCCAAUAUUACUCAGAGGACUUUUCAGAAAAUCAGUUUUUCACUAGAACUAAUCGAAUCUCCCUCCUGUCAUGUUCAGACUGGGAACUUUGGCAGCGGAAACAAGAGGGCAUUUUUGCCUUAUUUAGUAGUCCUCAGAAUCAGCCUUCACAUGUAGCUGGGCAGGGUGUUCAAGGGCAGAGUGAAACUGUGAGCACAGAAACUGAUGAUCGUGGAGUGAGUAACAGUCUGGUGUGUGCCUCUGGAAGCCAGAGUCAUAACAGCGAUUCUCAGGUUUCUUUACACGACCUUUCUCCAUGGAAGGAAUGGGAUAACAGAGAGCAAGUAGCUGAGUUAGGUUUGGAUUCAUCUGUUAAGGAAACUGUUGAUUUUGAAACAAACAGCCUCUCUGAUCAACAACUAGAUGUUACCAAUAGAGAGCUGGAGGACUCAGGGAAGUGCCACAGUGACCUUCAGGAAGACUCUGAAAGCUGUGAUUUAACCCAAGAUGACAAUUCAUCUCCAUGUCCAGGGCUGGAUAAUGAACCACAGGUUGAAUGGGUCAGUCAAUAUGAUUAUACCGAAGCUAAAGAACCAUACCCAAAUCAGAACCAGUUGACCAUGAUGUACCGGAGUCAAAGUGAAAUGCAAAGUGAUGACUCCGAGGAAGCUCCACCCAAAUCUUGGCAGAGUCGAUUAAGCAUUGACCUUUCUGAUAAAGCUUUCAGCUUUCCAAAAUUUGGAUCUACACUCCAAAGGGCUAAAUCAGCCUUGGAAGUCGUGUGGAACAAAAGCACACAGAGUCUCAGUGGGUAUGAAGACAGUAGUUCUUCUUUAAUGGGGAGAUUUAGGACAUUAUCCCAGUCAACUGCAAAUGAAUCAAGUACCACCCUUGACUCUGACAUCUACACAGAGCCCUAUUACUACAAAGCAGAGGAUGAGAAAGACUACAGUGAGCAAAUUGAUAGUGAAACUGAUUAUGUUGAAGUGAUGGAACAAGUCCUUGCUAAGCUAGAGAACAGGACCAGUAUCACUGAAACGGAUGAACAAGUGCAGGAAUAUGAUCACCCUUCAUAUGAAACACCUUAUGAAACCCCACAAGAUGAGGGUUACGAUGGGCAGGAAGAUGAUUUGGUGAGCGAAGGGGGAUUGGAACCUUUAAAUGAAAUCUCGGAUGAAAUAGAAAUAGAAGAUGAAAACCAAAACAUUCCUGAGCAACCAGUGGAAACCACAAAGCCAAAAAGACUUCACCCCUCUUUCAAAGAAGCAGCUUUACGUGCCUACAGAAAGCAAAUGGCAGAGUUGGAGGAGAAGAUCCUAGCUGGAGACAACAAUGCUAUGGAUGAAAAGGCACGAAUAGUAAGUGGCAAUGAUUUGGAUGCUUCCAAAUUCGCUGCACUACAGGCAUUUGGUGGGGCUGGAAGGGGUCUUUAUGGCAUUGACAGUAUGCCUGAUCUCCGCCGGAAAAAAACCUUGCCUAUUGUACGAGAUGUGGCCAUGACCCUGGCUGCCCGGAAGUCUGGACUCUCUCUGGCAAUGGUGAUCAGAACCUCACUAAACAAUGAGGAGCUGAAAAUGCAUGUCUUCAAGAAGACCUUGCAGGCAUUGAUCUACCCCAUGUCUUCCACCACCCCACACAAUUUUGAGGUCUGGACGGCUACGGCACCCACCUACUGUUAUGAAUGUGAAGGGCUCCUAUGGGGCAUUGCCCGGCAAGGCAUGAAGUGUUUGGAGUGCGGAGUGAAGUGCCAUGAAAAGUGUCAGGACCUUCUAAAUGCUGACUGUUUGCAAAGAGCAGCAGAAAAGAGUUCUAAGCAUGGAGCUGAAGAUAAGACUCAAACUAUUAUUAUGGCUAUGAAAGAAAGAAUGAAGAUCAGGGAGAAAAACAGGCCAGAGGUAUUUGAAGUAAUUCAGGAAAUGUUUCAUAUUUCUAAAGAAGAUUUUGUGAAAUACAGUAAGGCAGCCAAACAGAGUGUACUGGAUGGGACAUCUAAGUGGUCAGCAAAAAUUACUAUAACAGUGGUCUCUGCCCAAGGCUUACAGGCAAAAGACAAAACAGGAUCAAGUGAUCCAUAUGUCACAGUUCAAGUUGGAAAGAACAAAAGAAGGACCAAAACUAUUUUUGGAAAUUUGAAUCCAGUAUGGGAUGAGAAAUUUUACUUUGAAUGUCAUAACUCCACCGAUCGAAUCAAAGUCAGAGUGUGGGAUGAAGAUGAUGACAUUAAAUCCAGAGUGAAGCAACAUUUCAAAAAGGAAUCAGAUGACUUUUUAGGACAAACAAUCGUAGAAGUGAGGACCCUGAGUGGAGAAAUGGACGUUUGGUACAAUUUAGAGAAACGCACAGAUAAAUCAGCUGUCUCUGGGGCCAUUCGACUAAAAAUCAAUGUGGAGAUAAAAGGAGAAGAGAAGGUGGCUCCAUAUCACAUACAGUAUACAUGUUUACAUGAGAAUCUGUUCCAUUACUGGACUGAAGUAAAAUCUAAUGGUGGAGUGAAAAUCCCAGAUGUCAAAGGGGAUGAAGCCUGGAAAGUUUUCUUUGAUGAUGCUUCACAAGAAAUAGUUGAUGAAUUUGCCAUGCGUUAUGGGAUUGAAUCCAUUUAUCAAGCCAUGACGCACUUUUCCUGUUUGUCUUCUAAGUACAUGUGUCCUGGUGUUCCCGCUGUCAUGAGCACGUUGCUGGCAAACAUAAAUGCUUUCUAUGCUCACACGACAGUUUCAACCAAUGUGCAGCUCUCUGCCUCAGAUCGCUUUGCUGCUACCAAUUUUGGGAGAGAAAAAUUCAUAAAGUUACUGGACCAGUUGCAUAACUCACUAAGGAUUGAUCUGUCAAAGUACAGGGAAAACUUUCCUGCCAGCAAUGCUGAAAGACUCCAAGACCUGAAGUCAACUGUUGACCUGCUAACAAGUAUCGCCUUUUUCAGGAUGAAGGUUCUGGAGCUGCAAAAUCCUCCCAAGGCCAGCAUGGUGGUGAAAGAUUGUGUCAGAGCUUGCCUGGAUUCUACAUAUAAAUAUAUUUUUGAUAAUUGUCAUGAACUCUAUUCUCAGCUAAUAGACACGAGUAAGAAACAGGAAAUCCCUAAAGAAGAUCAAGGACCAACUACCAAAAAUUUGGAUUUUUGGCCACAACUUAUUACACUAAUGGUCACUAUCAUUGAUGAGGAUAAAACAGCCUACACACCUGUUCUAAAUCAGUUUCCUCAAGAACUGAACAUGGGAAAAAUCAGUGCUGAAAUUAUGUGGACCCUUUUUGCUCAGGAUAUGAAAUAUGCUCUAGAAGAACAUGAGAAACAGCGAUUAUGCAAGAGCACCGACUAUAUGAAUUUGCAUUUCAAAGUGAAAUGGUUUUAUAAUGAAUAUGUUCGAGAACUUCCUGCCUUCAAGGAUGCUGUUCCUGAAUACUCCUUGUGGUUUGAGCCUUUUGUCAUGCAAUGGUUGGAUGAAAAUGAGGAUGUAUCAAUGGACUUCCUUCAUGGAGCACUGGGAAGAGACAAAAAAGAUGGGUUUCAGCAGACUUCUGAUCAUGCCCUCUUCUCUUGUUCUGUGGUUGAUGUCUUCGCUCAGCUUAAUCAGAGCUUUGAAAUAAUUAAGAAACUGGAAUGCCCUAAUCCAGAAGCAUUAUCUCACUUAAUGAGAAGAUUUGCAAAGACUAUCAAUAAAAUACUGCUCCAGUAUGCUGCAAUUUUAUCAAGUGAUUUCAGUUCCUAUUGUGACAAAGAAAAUGUGCCUUGUAUAUUGAUGAAUAAUAUCCAACAAUUGCGAGUCCAACUGGAAAAAAUGUUUGAAUCCAUGGGAGGCAAGGAGCUGGAUCCUGAAGCUAGUACUAUUCUAAAAGAACUUCAAGUUAAACUCAGUGGGGUUCUGGAUGAACUCAGCAUUACUUAUGGUGAAAGUUUCCAGCAUAUCAUUGAAGAAUGUAUAAGGCAGAUGAAUUUGGAACUAAAUCAAAUGAGAACAAAUGGAAACACUACGUCUAAUAAGAACAGUGCAACAAUGGAUGCAGAGAUUGCAUUAAGAGCUCUCAUGGACUUCUUAGACAAAACAUUAAGCCUCUCAGCAAAAAUCUGUGAGAAAACAGUUCUUAAGCGAGUUUUGAAAGAACUAUGGAAGAUAGUUCUUAACAAAAUAGAAAAGCAAAUUGUUCUUCCCCCUCUGGCAGAUCAAACAGGACCCCAGAUGAUUUUCAGUGCAGCUAAAGAUCUUGGACAAUUAUCCAAACUGAAGGAGCAUAUGAUUCGAGAGGAUGCCAAGGGUCUAACUCCCAGGCAGUGUGCUAUAAUGGAGGUGAUUCUGGCUACCAUCAAGCAAUACUUCCAUGCAGGAGGAAAUGGUCUGAAAAAGACUUUCUUGGAGAAAAGCCCAGAUCUUCAGUCCCUGAAAUAUGCUCUCAGUCUUUAUACUCAAACUACCGAUGCCUUGAUAAAGAAAUUCAUAGACACACAAACCACCCAGAGUCGCUCUUCCAAAGACUCAGUGGGUCAGAUAUCUGUUCAUGUGGACAUCACUACUAUGCCGGGAACUGGAGAAUAUAAAGUCAUUGUAAAAGUGAUUGCUAUUAAUGACUUACACUGGCAGACAACAGCAAUGUUCCGUCCCUUUGUGGAAGUUUGGAUGCUGGGACCCAACCUCAGUGACAAGAAGAGAAAACAAGGCACAAAAACCAAGAGCAACACGUGGUCACCAAAGUACAAUGAGACAUUUCAGUUCAUUCUGGGUAAUGAAAAUCGUCCAGGGGUCUAUGAACUGCAUCUCUCCGUGAAAGAUUACUGCUUUGCCCGAGAAGAUCGAAUCAUUGGAAUGACAGUCAUUCAGCUACAGAAUAUAGCCGAAAAAGGGAGCUAUGGGGCAUGGUAUCCUCUUUUGAAAAAUGUCUCUAUGGAUGAAACUGGUUUGACUAUUCUUAGGAUACUUUCUCAGAGAACCAGUGAUGAUGUGGCUAAAGAAUUUGUCAGACUUAAGUCUGAAAUUAGAUCUGCCGAAGAGAGUGCUUAAAACAAGUACUUCAAGGUACCAUCUUCAAAAGUAAACUCUUUGUUUGACUAUUGCAUGCACGUGCACAUAUAUGGGAAUGUUUAUUUCACUGUUUCAGUGUUUGCCAGUACUUAAGUGCAAUGUCUACAAAGUAUGCGAAAAUCCGAUGAACUUUUAUACUGUUCUGGUCCUUGAGAAAUAAAUGUUCCAUGAAGUGCCAAAAUUAUUUCAAGUAAAAUAUAUUAUCUCUUUUGAAA